AUGUCGUUCAUAUUCAACCGAGAGACGUUUGAAGACAACUCAUUCAAUGAGGUGUUGCGCGAGAAGUUGAUGCGGGCACUCAACCUGCACGACAGGACUGUGGGCAGCAGCAGCGGGGCCAUGACGACGGGGACGGGCGCUGUGGAGUGCUCGGGGGCGGCGGCCGCCGGGCAGCGGCCGCCGCGGAGCAAGGGCGGGUUCAGCAAGGUGGAUAUCCUGAAGUCGGGGAUCAUCGUUAAAAAGGUGGAAUUUCCGACCAUCCCGAAGCUGGAAAUCCUUGACCUGGACGUCUCUAUCCAGUCGAAAUCGCUCAUCAAGGGCAUCUGCAAGGUGAGUUGCCGGGACGCGAUGGUACAGAUCACGACGGAGAUUGAGUCGAACCUCUUGUUACUGCAUGUGAACAGCUCGCCGAAGUUUACGACGCCGAAGCUUAUAUCGAACGACUCGUUCACGGUUCCCAUAACGAUGACAUUUGACAAGCUCCACCUUGAGGCCAUCACGAACAUUUUCGUGAAGAACACGGGGGUGGGUAUCUCCUUCAAUGAUGUGAACUUGGACUUCCGCCUCCAGUGCUCGAUUAAGCUGCUACAGUCUAGUAUUGAAAAGCGGCUCAAAGCGUCCAUGGAGGAGGUGUUCAAAGACGUGUUGCCCAGCGUGAUCUUCAACAUGUCACAACGCUGGUUUACGCAUGGCGAAACGGUCGUUCCCACGGUGGAUAAGUCGAUGGUGUCCUCAGACACGCCGGUUCAGCCACGGAUGAUAUUGGAUGAGUCGGACUUGUCGGAUUUGUCUCCUGCAAACAUGUUGCGGUUAUCUACGCUAGUGUCCUCGCGGCAGACGCUUUGUCUAAACCCUACGGCCGUUGAUACGAUUUCCACGAUCCCUGGCUGCCUAGAGCGUCAAAAUCUGCACCGUUUUAAUCUCCGAUUCCCCUCUCUCUAUAAUUACUACAGCAACAAAGAGCAGCAGGGCGCGCAUAACAACGAGAAAAACAGGGUCGAGCAUCUCAAGCUUUGGGGCAGGUCUUCAAGCAAUCCCAUUCCGACCCGUGCUUCGUUCAAAGUCGAAAAUACAUUGCCCAAGGAGGUAUUGGACUCCAAUAGCUAUGAUGUCAGAGUAAUAACUGCUAUCCAGACGAAAAUGUAUGAGCGGGCAAGUAACGACGUUGUGCUUAGAAGAAGAAAAAUAAAAAUGAGAUCACGGAAGCCCAGCAAGGCCAACAAAGAUGCUGUCAGUCCUGCACAAAACGAUUCUGGUACCAGCAGUUGCUCUAAUGUCGCAUCUGAACUGCCACAUGCAUCGCUACAGGCAAACCCUCAAUCAGAUGAAAUAGAUCCUGCUCCUGAGGGUGGUCCUAAUGCGGAGGAUGCAUACAAGGAGGAAUUAGAGGAUUCUGGUCUAAGAGCACCGCAGGACUUCCCGGCGCUCGAAAAUGUGACGCCAGUUCUGGCUCAACUUCCAAACCAACAGCGUUCGCGCCUUGGUUCCCCUCUAUCUGCUGGUAGACCGACACCUCUUUUAAGUCCGUUGGAUGAUUCGCAUUGGUUGCUACAAAAGCGUGAUCCGCAAGAUUUGCGCACAACGCUAUACUCGCCUAUCCGCAAUGGCCGGUUUUACGUGAUGCCGCAACCCCAGUUAGACACUAAGGAAGCCAGCGCGUUCCUGCUUGAGAAUGGUAAGCGGUUCGGAUUCGUUGGGCUUCUGAAUAACCACAACUUGAAAUGGGGGAACGAUCCGCCGCCACCAUACCGAGAGGUAUCUAUAACGCAAUGA
Eremothecium gossypii ATCC 10895 is the source of this 1773-nucleotide messenger RNA. It is a transcript of the gene MDM34, whose product is annotated as ERMES complex subunit MDM34. The record is from RefSeq and is marked provisional. Gene Ontology annotation, biological process: mitochondrion organization; phospholipid transport. Bases 1 to 1773 code for a protein of 590 amino acids. Gene Ontology annotation, cellular component: ERMES complex. The transcript has a single exon. Gene Ontology annotation, molecular function: lipid binding. NCBI's taxonomy places the organism in Eukaryota, Fungi, Ascomycota, Saccharomycetes, Saccharomycetales, Saccharomycetaceae.